Messenger RNA from Caenorhabditis sp. 36 PRJEB53466, 1853 nucleotides. The record is from the annotation of a GenBank genome assembly. Lineage: Eukaryota; Metazoa; Nematoda; Chromadorea; Rhabditida; Rhabditidae.
AUGGAACUGACCGAUCCGGAACAGUCCCCGGAGAUUGACUCGGUCGCAUUCGCCCUCCACUCCAUGCACCUCGCCAUUUGCACCGCCGCCUUCGCAUUCAACUCACUCCUUUUGUACCUCAUCCGAAAGUGUGCAGGUAAAAAAUCUGAGCUGCGUUCGCUUACAGUAAUCUAAUUGGUUGGUUCUUAAUCAAAAAGCGUCCCUGGGCACAGAGAUAUUACCAAGAGGAUUUGAGGACAAAACAUGUUUAACUAGGGAGGUACUUCAGUAGGCUAAGCCACAUUUCAAACUUUACUCUUGUUCCGUUCCCAAUGGAAAUGUCCAACUUUAGACUUGAUUCGAAGCACCAUGAAAUCUGAAAUAGAAGGGCACCCAAGUGCUAUUCAUUCAAGACGAUAUAUCUCAGCUGCGGAGAAAGAUAUCAUAAUGUUGUCAACUGAUACGUUUCUCACUAACACAUUUUGCAUAUUUUAUCAGUUGUCCAUGUUUUGAUAUCUCUACACUCAAAUGAGAUACCGUAAUAACGAUACAUCAUUUUGAAUGAAGCACAGAGACUCGUUGGAAAUUGGAAUCAAACUAAAAGUUGUUCAAUAAAAAGUUCAAUCAAUCUUUCUUUCAAUCUGAUUGCAGUCUUCCAUCCGCACAUGAAGAUAAUAAUGAUAAACCAAACGUUGGCGGUGAUGGCUGCCAUCGUCUACCUCCUGCUCCGAUCGACUCUCGGCCUGUGGCAGACUUAUGACGGUCCUGCUAAAGUGAGCAUUCUUUCUCUUCUUCUUCUUCUUCUUCUUCUUCUUCUUCUUCUUCUCACUCCCACCUGAUCUUUUCCAGGAGCCGGUCGUGAUCGUGGAUGACUCGCAGUGCGCGUUCUCCUCUUCCGUGCCCGACUCGCUCUGCAUGCUCUUCAUCUGGUUCCCGUUCCUUUUGCUCAUCGAGCGAUACUACGCGACGCGGAAUUUCCGAAACUAUGAAAAUUUGGAGACGCCCGUCGUAUUCAAAGUUCUCUGCGGAGUCAUGGUCAGUGUAGACAUGGAAAGUGGCUGAAAUCAGAUGAGAAUGUACAAAGAACGAACGAAAUAAAUGCAGUUACUUAAAUAGAUCUGCUGCAAGUGCACUUUGCUCUUUAGAUGCAAAGAAACCAUGAAAACAAACUUCACAUUUAAUUCAAUUUCAGUGGCUUCCGAUGGUGACGGAAAUGCUCGCCUUUCUCUUCAAUCACUCGCUGCCUUCCAAUCUGCAGGCUUGCCAGUACUCUCUUCUGCAGCAGUCUCACAUGCAAAGGAACGUCUGGUUCAUCAUCAUCGCCGUCUUCUCCGUCACUUUCUCCGUCUUCUUCAAACUUCUCGAGAUUGUAAGUGUUCUGCUCAGACGGCCAGUUUCUCACAGUUGCGUGGUUUUCAGCAGAACAAACGGAUCGAUCAGUACUCGGUGGAGCAGGAUUACGCAUUCGGACCGCGGUACCAGAUCAGAGAGAACGUGCGCACCUGCAGAUUCGCCUUCUCUCUCCUUUUCCUCUACUUCAUCUUCUUCUUCGUCUUUUUCGUUUUCGAUCAGAACUUGGAGACCCGCGAAGAAGUGCGAAUGAACGCGGCAGCGAGACGAGUAAGUGAGCCCAUGUGUGCGAAGUUCUCAAUUCAUUUCAGGAGUACCUAUUCCUCAUCUUUCCCAUCUUCGCCCUCAUCUACUCCCUCCAUUUCCUCACCGCCAAUAAUCAGCUGUUCGAGACGGCGAAACGAACAUUUCAACAGUAUUAUCACCCCGAACACGGUAACAAGCCCUCAGACAAGAAGCUGGCUGCUCCGUCGGUGUGCUUCCGAAACCGUAGUGCUUUUCGUGACGAGACCCGUUCGAAUUGA